Messenger RNA from Dryobates pubescens (Downy woodpecker), 770 nucleotides. It is a transcript of the gene CZH5orf63, whose product is annotated as chromosome Z C5orf63 homolog. Bases 64 to 417 code for a protein of 117 amino acids. Lineage: Eukaryota; Metazoa; Chordata; Aves; Piciformes; Picidae. The record is from RefSeq and is a predicted model, not a curated record. The transcript is spliced from 4 exons.
CAGCUUGCCGGAAGCCCAGGCCGCGUACCCGCCGGGAGGAGGCAGGCUGCCGCAGCCAGGACUAUGGUGCUUUGUCUUCUGAGCAGAACACUGCAACUAGCAAGACAUUCAUCCAAUCCGCUUGGGAGACAGCUCUGUUCAACCAGCACAAAUAAGCCGGUGUUGACUUUAUUCACCAAGAAACCAUGCCCACUGUGUGAUGAAGCAAAAGAAGUGCUUGAGCCAUAUAAGAGAAGGUUUAUUUUGCAGGAGGUGGAUAUUACCCUUCCAGAGAAUUCAGCAUGGUAUGAUAAAUACAGAUAUGACAUACCUGUUUUUCAUUUAAAUGGGAAGUUCUUAAUGAAGCAUCAAGUAGACAUUGAAAAAUUUGAGGAUCAGCUUAUGAAGGUGGAGUUGCAAAAUGACAGAAACCAAUGAAAAAAAUGCAGCUGCUCUAGUAUGGAUCUGAAAGUACUGUAUGGUGUUACCAACACAUGAAGACUCAAUUCUUUUAGCAGGGUGAGCAUACGUUGCACUUAAGUCUGUUGAAUCUACUACAGCAAGCUUUGAGCUGCUUGGUACUUGGGUUACUCCCCAAGAGUGGGAGUUGUCUUAAGUGCCAUUGUCUAAAAAAAUGUCCUAGGUUAAGAUACAGGAGUUCUCCCUUAGUGUCCAGUUCUGUUGUUAAAAAAACCCAUGCUAAUGUAUGGUCUUCUGCUUUGUAGUGCUUCUCCAUCUUUACAAAUGCAGCAAACAGGGAAGUAUGUUUCUUUGUUAUUAUGAAAUAAAUA